This is a messenger RNA of Carassius auratus (goldfish), 2917 nucleotides long. Its product is annotated as nudC domain-containing protein 1-like. The record is from RefSeq and is a predicted model, not a curated record. The transcript has 10 exons. Bases 1 to 1764 code for a protein of 587 amino acids. Lineage: Eukaryota; Metazoa; Chordata; Actinopteri; Cypriniformes; Cyprinidae.
AUGUCUUUACCGAAUUGCUCGUUGAAGGUAAACAGAGAGCUGCUAGAUACCAGUUUUGAAAGUUACAGGCUCUCACUGGACCCUAUUUCAACUUACAAUGUAGAACUGGACGCAGCUGUGGCUGAGGUUAAACUGAAAGACAGUCAGUACACUCUGGAUCAUGUGAGAGCAUUUGGUAUGUACAACUACCUUCAUAUCGACCCCUGGUAUGAAGACAGCGUCUACUUUGUGGACAGCAAGGGUCGAGUUCUCAAUCUAACAGUCACACUGGACACAGCCUUGGGCAAACCUUGUGAGAUGUUUCGUUUCGAUUCAGACCCGGUCUCCUGUGAGGGGGAACAGUUGUGUGUUUCUCUGAGCCUGACCUCUGCAACAUGGGCUGCUCUCUCCGAUGGAACCGGAAAGUUGACUCUUUUGCGCACAAGCAAGAGGGGUGAGAGUUCGUAUAUUAAAUGGGAGCCGAUGUUCAGCGAGCGUCUUGGAGAGCCGUUCAUCAUCGUUCACAGCCUGACUCACGUGCGCUCUCAUGUUCAUACCAUUGAAGUGCUGCUUCUGAGAGUCCAGAAAGAUCCAGCUGAUACCAAAGGAAGCGGUUUCUCAAUCUCACUGGAGUGGAUCACUGUGGACAACUCUGCUGGACAGAGUGAGAGUGAGGAGAGGAAGUAUGGCGUGAGGAAGAGGAGGAUGAUGAAGGGCAAGUCUGUCCCGCACUACGCUGCCGUGGAGCCUCAGGGUAAAGGAAUCGUAGUAGCCUCAGAGAAACCCUUCGCUUUUACUGAGGUGGAUGGAUUUCCGAUUAAAGAACCACCUGUUGAGGAUAUGGAGGUGGAGAACCCAGGUCCCAUCUACUUCUGGCAGCAAACAGAAGAGGAUGUGACCUUGAAUGUGCGGUUACCUGAAGGCACCACCAAAGAUGACAUCCGCUUCAAGCUCACUGUGGACUGCCUACGUGUGGGAGUAGGGGAUCAUGCAGCGCUGCUGGAUGGGCAACUGUUCGCUCCUGUAGAUCCCGAGGCCAGCACCUGGACCAUCAAAGAUGAUAAGAGUUUGGAGGUCAGUCUACAGAAGCGAAGUGAAGGGCCGCUGUGGUCCGAGGUGGUUCUUGGGGACCGGAGAGGAGAAUAUCUACUGAGUGAAGAACAAAAAUCACAGCUACAACAGAGACUCUCCUAUCUCACUUCUGAAGACCUGAAUCCAAACCCAGAGAAGGACAAGCCCCCUUGCAACGCCCAGGAGCUGGAGGACUGUGACAUGUUUCCGGAGGACAGCUCUACACUGAUGCGCUUUGAUGGUGCCACUCUGAAGCCCACCCAUGUGGUGAGCCUUGGAAGCAACCAGUUCCUUUUCUCUGUUCAUAUUGACCCCUCUGAGAUGCCCGCUUUCUGUUUACGGCACGAUGUUGAUGCACUGCUCUGGCAGCCCCGUCCCAACCAGGAAAGCGAUAUAUGGGAACACAUUUCAACAUUUAACGCACUUGGUUAUGUUCAGGCCUCAAAACGUGAUAAAAAGUUUGCAACCUGUGCACCCAACUUCUCCUACGCUGCUCUUUGUGAGUGCCUCAGGCGUGUGUUCAUUUACCGCCAGCCCUCGCUGGUCGACACGGUGCUCUUCAACCGGAAGCAGGGUCAGCAGGUCGGGCAGGUCGCCAAACAACAGGUAACCAGCCUGGACACCAGUGACCCGGUGCUUGGAUUCAGGGCCACUAACGAAAGAUUGUUCGUCCUGACUGCAAACAACCUGUUUGUGCUGAAAGUGAACAAUUAAUAUUCUCCCACUAUUUCUGCUGGAUGAGUUGACACCUCUGCUCUGGGCUCCUUUGAGAUCAUUGGUGAACAUUCGACUUAUCCAGUAUAUGACGGUCAUAUUUCAAGACCGAGUUGGUAUGAACUUCUCUAAUGUAUCCGAGUGUCUGUGUGUGUUAGCAUUUGUCUUUAUAUGUGAAACAUUAAACACGUUCCUCCAGGGACACGAUCUAUAGCAUGACUGUCACAUUGCAUUCCAUUAGAAUGUCUAACGGAUACAUAAAAUAAAUAAGCAUCUGUAAGACCCUGUCUGUUUCCACUCUUAAUGAUUUUUAAUGAUUAACAUUUUGACCACAAUCAAUGAAGAAGUUAGAAAGUAUUUCCGUUUACCACCGCUUUGUUCCUCGCAGACCAUGACCCCAUCAGAACAAACCUGCGACCCUUUUUGACAAAGCAAUUAUUUCACCAGACAUGAGUCAGCAGUCAAAUUCAAGUUACCGAAUGCAAUGCCAAUGCAUCAAAACAGGACAGGUGUGACGCAUUUCAGAAAAAUUGUCUAUUUACUGUGAAUCAUUUGUAUACAGUAUAUAUUUAUUCAGCAUUGUAUUUGAUUAUGUACAGUAUUAAGCACUGUAUUAGAUUAUAUACUCUAUAUUUACGCAUACACACUUCUACAUAUAUGCUGUGGAUGUCCACUCAACAGAUGAGAAUUGUUUUUUUUUGUAAUAAAGAAAAGGAGAGAGACAAGAGUUGGCCUUUAGGCAAGCAGUCGUCUGACUGAAGACGCGCUGUAGUCACCAUGGCAACUUGUCCCUCAACUGCCUCCCAGUAUCAAAUAAAUUGCUGAAUAAAUGUAGCAACAUUUUAAUAUUAAUAUAUAAUAACAAUCACACAUGUCACAGUUCCUUGAUUUCAAAGAACGCCGCAAACUGAACCACUUAGCAACAUAUUCUUACAGUCUCUUGUGUUUUUCUUUGGUUUUGGAAUUAAUCUCAUUUAUGUCUGUUCAGGCCGUUGCAUGCUUGUUUUUCACCCUGUGUUACAGCCCUUUCUAAUAUCAUUUGUCAGGAUCCGCACAGAUGUGCCUUGGAGAUAGAUCUGUCUCAGCUGUUUUGUGUAGUGAGGGGAACCUUAUUUGUUCAGGCCUCAGAUUAAAUCAUGUGUUUGUGAUUGAA